UCAAAUUAAGUGCAAGCUGUCCACACAGAUUUGCAGGAAAACAAUUCAACGCUUUCAGGAUAUUUUCUCAAACUUGCAUAUUACUUUUGAAAUCCCAACAUGAAAGCAUUGCUAGUAGUAGCUUUUCUCUGCCUUCUCGUGUCGCUGAUUUCAGCGCAGGAAAUUAAAAGAUGUGAAGUUCAAUCUCACUGCGCCGCAGAUGAAUGUUGCAUUAAACGGCGCAAGUAUGACAUUCCAAGAUGCAAGAAACGAAGACGUCAAGGUCAGUUUUGCUUUGUGGUUGAUAAAAUGAGGGACAUAAUAUAUUAUGACCAUCUCUGCCCAUGCGCAGAUGGUAUGGAGUGCAGACAGCUAUUCGGGCGUUACGCCCGGUGUACUUAGAAGAAAAUAUCUAUAUGAAGCAAAUGAAAUGUUCUGCUCUCCUUUAAUAGCAUGAGAACUUAUGAUGCAUAUUCAAGACUGAAAUUUCUGUCUAAUAAAUAAUUUACUACAUAUGAA
Messenger RNA from Stegodyphus dumicola, 498 nucleotides. RefSeq lists its product as uncharacterized. The record is from RefSeq and is a predicted model, not a curated record. Lineage: Eukaryota; Metazoa; Arthropoda; Arachnida; Araneae; Eresidae.